Messenger RNA from Girardinichthys multiradiatus, 3731 nucleotides. RefSeq names its product endophilin-A2-like. Gene Ontology annotation, molecular function: protein binding. Lineage: Eukaryota; Metazoa; Chordata; Actinopteri; Cyprinodontiformes; Goodeidae. Gene Ontology annotation, cellular component: presynapse; glutamatergic synapse; cytoplasm. The transcript is spliced from 9 exons. Gene Ontology annotation, biological process: synaptic vesicle uncoating. The record is from RefSeq and is a predicted model, not a curated record. Bases 167 to 1279 code for a protein of 370 amino acids.
AGCCUCCCACACUUAAAGCCAGGAAAUAGUGGUUGCCUAGCAAGUUUCUUCUCCGCCGAGAAAAGUUUGGAGACGUGUUUUCUCGUCUGAUUCGAGGACGUUUUCGUUCCCAGAAGCCUUUUAGCACACAUUUUCCCGAAAGAGGACCAGGUGGAAGCUCUGAAAAAUGUCGGUCGCAGGAUUUAAGAAGCAAUUUUUCAAAGCCAGUCAGAUGAUGAGUGAGAAGGUUGGAGGUGCAGAAGGAACCAAACUGAAUGAGGACUUUAAAGAACUUGAAAGGAAAGCAGAUGUUACCAGCAAAGCUGUUGUGGAUGUCAUCAGUAAAACAUCAGAGUACCUGCAGCCCAAUCCCGCAUCGAGAGCUAAGCUCUCCAUGCUCAACACCGUGUCCAAAAUCCGUGGGCAGGUGAAUAGUCCUGGUUAUCCCCAGCCGGAGGGGCUUCUGGGAGAGUCUAUGAAUAAAUAUGGACGGGAUCUAGGCGAGGACAAUAACUUUGGUGGAGCUCUGCUGGAUGUUGGAGAGACAAUGAAGAGGCUGGCUGAGGUCAAAGACUCUCUGGAUAUCGACGUGAAGCAGAAUUUCAUUGACCCACUGCAGGCAGUCGCUGAGAAGGAUAUCAAAGACAUUCAGCACCACUUAAAGAAGCUGGAAGGUCGCCGUUUGGACUAUGAUUAUAAAAAGAAACGUCAAGGUAAAAUCCCAGAUGAGGAGAUUAGGCAGGCCCUGGAAAAGUUCCACGAGUCCAAAGAGUUGGCUGAGAGCUCCAUGCAUAAUCUGUUGGAAACUGAUGUGGAGCAGGUGAGUCAGCUGUCUGCCUUUGUGGAGUCCCUGCUGCAGUACCACAGGCAGGCCUCAGAGAUCCUGGAGGAGGUCACCGGAAGGCUGAGAGAAAGGGUGAACGAAGCUCAAUCCCGUCCGAAGCGUGAGUUCAAACCUAAGCCCGCACAAUCCUUUGACUACGGAGACACAGAGCACUCAAAUGGAGGAUAUUCACCUGGUUCUGUGAGCCCUCCAGCAUACGCUCCUCCUGCAGCCCAAGCACAGUAUCCACCUCCACCCGUCCAAAGACCCUCCAUCAAGAACAAACCGCGGGAGCCGUGCUGUAAAGCCCUGUAUGACUUCAACCCUGAAAACGAAGGCGAGCUGGGCUUCCAAGAGGGGGAAAUCAUCAUGUUGGUCAGCCGAAUCGACGAGAACUGGUUUGAAGGAAGGCUCGGCAAAAAAUCUGGAUACUUUCCCACCAACUAUGUGGAAGUGAUUGUGCCCCUUCCACACUAACGCAGGAAAGGAGCAUCUUUUUGGGAAGAUAGAGGUUUAAGAAAUAUUAGCAUUAAAACGUAAACAUAGGAAAUUAAAUAUUUUUUGUAUCUUUGGGAUUACUUUUUUUUUAGUAAAAACGUGAGACUUCCUAUUCUAUCAAGAUUGAAUGGAUUUGCAAACAUAAGAACACUAAGGACCAUUGGUUCAAUUAGUAAAACGACGCAUGAUAUUUGAGUGCAUUUGCCAUAUCCUGAGUCUUUAGAAAACAUUUUUUUGCACCUAUGCACUUUGUGCACAAACAGAAAGAAACAUCUGUUAGAUGUGCAUCAGUAUCUAAAGGUGUAACGACUCUGUCUUAUCCAGUUUCAUGCACGUUAGUCGCAACACACAGUAUCUUGUUCUGUAUACUGCAAAUAUUGGAACUAAACAACAUGAUUUUGUGUUUAUUGUACAGUUUUAGCAUCUUUGUCGACAGACGAGCAAUAAGAUAAAAGACACUACAGGGACCCAUUAGCCUCAAAUGUUUGAUAAGAGCAAUCUUAUACUGCCAUCUGGUGGUUCUAUUCAAAGGGUAAUUUUUUUGGCUUUGUAUUUGUGUUAAAAGCCUUGAAUUUUUUAUUUUUUUUUUAAUGCAGGGAUCCUCAGUAAAUCCACCACUUUAUUACAUUUAUCACACUUAUGCUGCAUUACAUUUGUCUAAGAUGUGGGGAAUGUGUCACACCGAGCUCAGCAGAUUCUAGUUGCAGGUUGGAAAACCAGUGGGAUUUUCUGUUUGUGGUGGUGCUAACUGUUGUUUAAAUACAAGCUAAUUGCAAAGAAUUUAUCUCAAUUUUAUGGGAUCUAUACCCUAAACGAACCUGACUAAUAUAUGCUUCUCAGCACUGUGUUAGAAAUAAAAACUUUAUACCUUUUUAUAACUUUCACUACAUUUUAUAUGUGCGGCAGCCAUAUUGGAUGCAGAAUCCGGGGCUGCACUGAGAAUCUUUUUGUAUUUCCGACUGGGAACUUGGAAAAUCCAACUUGCAAAUACAAAUAGAAGGCACCAUAAUUAUCUUUUGUGAUGUUUUGUUCCUAUAUAAAUACCUGUAUUCUGGUCUUUAAACACACUCCAAUUAUGUUUCAAAAUACUAAUACCAAAGAAAAGUUGCUCAUAUUUCUGAAAUUCCAGUUCAGUUUUCUGUUAUUAGUCAUAAGACAUAGCUGUAUUUCAUUCAGUCUAAUUUAACUUAAAAUCCUCAUGAACAAAAGGACGAUGUUGAUUUAGUCUACAUAAUGAGCAGCAUUUCACCAAAGCCAACAAUGAUGAUUUCUGUCCGCUUGUCUGUUUUCUCAGGCUCAGCUGAUGCUGCUGGCAGUGUCACUACGUUUUUUUGUUGUGAAUUUUCCAUCUAUGCUCUGCUCUCCUCAGCUUUGUGUAGGCUUUGCUUUGAUUUGGAGCAUGGAAAUGUAUGAUGAUGUGAGCUUGGCGUUGCUGUACCUGCCUCUGCUUUCAGACGUAAACUGUGCACCAGAUCUGACGGAGGAUGCUAUCUCCCAGUGAUUGUGCACAGAAUUUACAAAUAAGAUCUGACCACAAUCACUGGUUUCAGUUCCAGUUAAGCCUAUUACAAGCAAACUAUAAACUGUCGCGGUUCAUGCCGUUUGUAAAAAUGCUAACUUUCUCCUCUUGUCAUGAUCCUCUUGUUAGACUGCCCCCUGCACCGCUCGGUUUUUGCCAUCUCUAUUUAAAGUGCAAGUGGAACAGACAGGUCUUUUUAUGCAGAAAAUGGAACACAGCAGUGGAUUUUGCCCUCCCCCACCACUCUAUUCAUCACCUGCCCCCUUACCCCUGCCCCCCUUUCCUCAUUAUCUGUCGUGUCCCAACCCCACUGUGCCUCUCAUGUUCAGUCUCGUAUGCAUACUUUAAAUUAUGUCUCCACUGCCUGUCCUACAGACCUCCUAAUGUGUCUGUUAUUAGUGGUAUGUCUAGGACCCUUGUUGUGGUUCAGCUGUGGGUUUACAUGCCUCAUUACACUAACCAAAACUCCUUGAAGUGAGGCAGAAGGUCUGCAGCUCAGCUUGGAUCAUCUAGAUGACAAAUGACGUUGUGGAACAAAGGGCUGAGAUCAGUUUUUGUGGGCUGCUGUUAUAGCGGCUCAGAGCCAUAGCAGUGCAGCAUCUAACAUUACUAUGUUAUUAUGUAUCAGCUUUGCAAUGUUGAUGAAGUAUUAACAGCUUUAAUGGAAAUGUUCUGUGAAAGAUAUAUCUCGUUUGUAUUUGUAUGUGUUUUGUAAAAAGCUUUUGAUUCAUUCAGUACCUUGUUUCUGUAACUGUGAUGCUUCGGGGAGGGUAAACGUCGGGGUUAUCCUGGAUUAACUCCAAAAUACGUGGAUUACCUCUAUACUACCCUAAAUAUGUAAUCUUGUGUAUUGUGUUUUAUUCUCUAUGAAUUAUAUUUGUUCAUUUUCUUCAAUAAACGGUAAAUACGUUU